Molecule: messenger RNA, 837 nt
Organism: Drosophila nasuta
Lineage: Eukaryota; Metazoa; Arthropoda; Insecta; Diptera; Drosophilidae
Gene: Hsp26
Product: Heat shock protein 26
Exons: 1
Coding region: 110-748 (212 amino acids)
Biological process (GO): protein refolding; response to heat
Cellular component (GO): nucleus; cytoplasm
Source: RefSeq, a predicted model, not a curated record
GGCGGCUGCCAUUACAGUUGUUUAACAGUUGUUAGUGCAAACAGAACUUUCGCAGUGCGAAAAGCAAAGUUGAAAUUUAAAAAGAAGUGAAAACUGUAAAUCAGAAAAGAUGUCGAUGUCUCAUAUGCUCUCACUGAUGGACGCCCUCCAGGGCACACGUCAACCCGUCUACGACUUUGGCAUGGGCAUGCAUCCCCGCCAGCUGCAAUCGUGGUCCACAACACCAUCCUUGCUGAUGAAUCCCUGGCAGUGCGCACAUCCUGCCUGCCCCACAUCGCCCGCCAACAACAAGCUGUUGAUGGGCAAUCGUCAAAAGCGCGACAUGCUCAAGCAAUCCAACGGAGCUGGAGAUGCCUGGAAUAUGCCCAUGUCGCAGGUGGGCAAAGAUGGCUUCCAGGUGUGCAUGGAUGUCACACAGUUCAGUCCUAACGAACUCACUGUCAAGGUGGUCAACAACUCCAUCAUGGUCGAGGGCAAGCACGAGGAGCGCGAAGAUGAUCAUGGCUACAUCUCACGGCACUUUGUACGUCGCUAUGCCUUGCCAGAAGGCUACGAGGCUGACAAGGUGAUGUCCUCGUUGUCCUCGGAUGGCGUGCUCACUGUCAAUGUGCCAAAGCCACAGGCCAUUCAGGACAAAUCGAAGGCGCGCCACAUUCAAAUCCAGCAGGUGGGACCAGCUCACCUCAAUGUGAAGUCGAAUACCGCGGAGACGAAGCCUGAGGAGAAGCUCACCAAUGGCACCAAGUAGGCUGCACAGCUUUUCCUCCACAUUCCCUGUGAUUUUAUACCCAUUGUAUUUAUUGAGCAAAAGACUUAAAAUAAACGAUUAAAAACGAA